This is a messenger RNA of Entrophospora candida, 450 nucleotides long. The record is from the annotation of a GenBank genome assembly. NCBI's taxonomy places the organism in Eukaryota, Fungi, Glomeromycota, Glomeromycetes, Entrophosporales, Entrophosporaceae.
AUGGGGUUCUGGGUUGGGAUUCGUGUAACCGAGGUAGGUGUGGUAAGAGUAUUCGGCACAACCCCAAACAAUAAUUUACUUCGAGGAAAACAAAUAUUAUUAUUUAAAGCACAUAUAUAUUUAACAACUACAAUUAAACAACAAUUAUGGAAGCUGAUUGAGAAAAUGCCAGAUGGAGAAGAAUUAAUUGUGUCGAAACAAGGAUUAAAAAAUAAUAAUAAAAAUUUAGUAAAUGUAGAUAAUCAUAUAUUAACAGAUAUUAAUCAAGAUGAUGAUAAAAAAUUGGUAGAUGGAAUUAACAGUAAUCUUAAUCAAGAUAUUAAAGCCAACACCAAUACAACGACACCAGAAAUAAUGGAUGAGGAUAAUCAAUUGCAGGAAAUGGAAAUGAAAUAUAAAGAACAAAUCAAACCUUUGAAGAUAUGUUUAACGAAUUGCUUAAUUAAUUGA